Opisthorchis viverrini is the source of this 363-nucleotide messenger RNA. RefSeq lists its product as hypothetical. Lineage: Eukaryota; Metazoa; Platyhelminthes; Trematoda; Opisthorchiida; Opisthorchiidae. The record is from RefSeq and is a predicted model, not a curated record. The transcript has 2 exons. The coding region runs from base 1 to 363 and encodes 120 amino acids.
AUGGUCCUAGCUGCUACAGUUUCGAUCAUCGCUGACCUUCCUGGCAUGGUUGAACCUUUAGAAACAUUCACUCAGGCAAUCUGGAUAGAAACUGACAACAAGAACGCCACUGACAUCGGCUGGCAGCCAUAUCCUGUAGUGUCUUCAACCAGGCGCAGUGGGAUCACGCGGUUCCCAUCCUGGAAGCGAGUAGCACCGACAGCACCCAAGCAUUUCGUGACCUACUUCAUACUCCCCGCCAAGUCAACCCGCAGUGGUACGUUCCAAGAACAAAUUCUGCGUAUGGGACAGUUAUCUCCAUUGAACAAACCUGAAUGCAUAGGAAGAGACAAAAUCUACGACGGCAGCACUCGAAAACCUUAA